AUGGCAGCACCCACGGCAGCCCAGCUGGAGCUCAUCAACUCCCUCUCUCAAGAAGAGAUCCCCAUCAAGCUCCGAUGCGCUAUUUGCAGCAAGUUAGCCGUCAGCGCGUUCCGCCUGCCAUGCUGCGACCAGGCUAUUUGCGAGACUUGCCAGUCAACCCUUCCAUCUUCAUGCCCGGUCUGCGAACAUACGCCCGUUGCAGCCGCAGACUGCAAGCCUCAUAAGUCCCUGCGCACCACAAUCAAAGUAUUCUUACGGACUGAAGAGAAGAAGCGCGAGGCUGCGCGCAUGAAGGAGGAAAAGAACUCGCCUCCUCCUUCAACUCCGGCUCCUCUUGCGGAAACACCCGCACUUGGGGAGGAGGCUGUCAUACAAACCAGCAAAGAGGCUGACGGUAGUGAUGAAGUCAAAAUGGAGUCCGCGCCUGCUUCAAUGGACCCGGAAUUUUCAAAGCCAGAGAAAUCAGAAGAUCCAACAGGGGAUCAGCAGGAUGUUCCUCAACCCUCGAUCGAAGAGAUUGCCCCAGAACAAGAACCUACCACCCAUACCGAAGCUAACAAAGUAGAAGGCGCUACGAAAGGAAACGGAGAGGACACCAAGAGCCAACUCAAUUUACAGGGAGUCUCUCAGGCACCUGGCUUUAGUACCGGCUUUGGCUUCGACCAGUCUGCUGCAGGAGGCUUCCCGGGAAUGGGAUUCGGAGCAGAUUACAAUCAAAUGCAAAUGAUGAUGGCCAUGCAAAACGGCAUGACACCUGGUGGAUUUGGUAACUUUCCCAUGAUGGGCAUGCCGGGUAUGGGUAUGGAUCCGAUGAUGAUGCAGAACAUGAUCAUGAAUGGUGGAUAUGGAGGAGGGAUGAACGGCAUGGGUAUGGGCAUGGGUUUCGAGGGGGUUGCUGGACAAGGGUUGAAUAAUUGGAACGGUCAACAAACUUGGAAUGUCGCCAAUAAUUUCAAUCAUAAUGCCGCCAGCAUGGGCCACGGUGAAUAUGGCACUAACAACUCUGGAUACCCUUCUCAAGCUGCAGGUUUUAACCAAGGUAAUCAUUACGGUGGCCCCAACCAGUACAACAACCACCAGAACGACUUUGGUUCCUUCCGAGGUCGAGGUAGGGGCCGUGGUGGUUACAACCGAGGGAGUGGUUACGGCCACGGCCAGAACGAACCUUUCUCACACCAAAUACCACAGGGUUUCGGCGCGGGCCAGCAACAAAACGGGCCUGUUCCCGUUGUUUCUACAGGCUCGGCCCCGACUGGAAAAAAUACGGAAAUAGGAAACGUCGACAAAUACGGCAGAGAAAUACGCCCUAAAUCCAACUCAGCUGAACCUACCGCCAAGCCUAUCGAGGAUGAGAACACUGUGAAGGAGACUGGUGCUACUGCCGAAGCUGUAAUCGAACCUGAUGUAGCCACAGAUGCAGUUCUAACCGAGAAACCGAUUCCGGAAACUGCUUUACCGAUGCCCAUCCAGACCUUGGACGAUAUUAAUUCGUACCAAUAUGGUGGCCACACUGAUGCAUACAACAUGAAUGGUUAUGGCGGAUAUCCCCAAGGCAACUCGUAUGGAGGACCAGGUGCGGGUUUCAUGCAACCUCAUAUUGUGAAGCCGGUUGAUGUUCCCAUCAAUGCCCCUACAGGUCCCAAGGCCAUGCGCCAAGGACUACCUAAUACAGGUCUCUCUGGUUUGCGCACACAAGGAUUCUCGAUUGCCGGUCGAACGAGCUCGAAGCCGAGUGGCAGUGUUAGCGCGAGCAUUGCUCCGGAGCCUUCUGAGAAAGGAGACGGAGACAGGGAGCGAACUAGAUCUCUUUCCACAGGCAGAGACCGAGGCAGAGAGGGGGAGACAUCACGGGAUAGAGAUGGUAGGAAAAAAUCUCGAAGCAGAGACCGUGAGAGUAAGAGACAUCGACAUCGUUCCGUUGAGCCCAGUGAAGACGAGAAGGAGACUGAGAGACGUCGGGAGCGUAGGAGAGAGCGCAGACGUCGGAGAGAAGAAGAUGAUGUCGCUGCCGGGGGCCCAGUCGAAGACAAGCUCGAUGAUGGGAAGGGUGACGUUGUGAAAGAAGACAGAUCUAGAUCUGCCUCGCCGUCCGAUUCCAAGCGAACAAGCCACCGAAGCCGACGUGAUAGAGAUAAGUACUAUGACCGAGAGAGCGAGAGAGACCACAAGUCGUCGUCCACACAUAAGCACCGCUCAUCCCAUAGAAGCCGCAACGAAGAUAGGGACCGCUCGAGAGACAGGGAUCGUUCGAGAGGCAGAGACCGUUCGAGAGGCAGAGACCGGGAGCGCGAGCACAGACAUCGCCACGGCCGCCAGCAUUCUGAAGAUCGCGAAUCUCGGUCUCAAGCUCAAUCCAAAACCGAAGUUGAUGCUCCAUUAAAUACCCUUCUCGGGCCAGACCCCGGCCGAGCCUCGACAGCCACGAAAGGUAUCGAAAUCAAAGGCGUCAGCUCCAAACGCAAGAAUGUUUUCGAAGACGUCCAGAAGAAUAUUCCCACGGGACCUCGUCAAGACCGCCCGCCAACCGCCCCGUCCUCACGAGAUCGGGAUUACGACAAGUCCAAGGAUAAAUCCAGCAGCAGCCGUAACCAAGGUGAGGAAUCACGCCAUGAUUCGUCUUCGCGGCGCGACUCCACCAAGCCUAAAGACUCAAGCUCAUCUCAAGCAUCGAAGUCAAAAGCUCUUCCUAAUGCAACACCAAGCAAAGACCCGCACGAGCUUGAGCGUGAGGCACGUAACCGAGAGCGCCUGUUGAAGGAGGCGCAAAGAAUCGCUGGAUUAGCGGGCGGCUUUGCGAGAAAGAGGAGCAGAGAUGAAGGGGAUGAGAAUAUCGAGAACCGGGGGAGGAAUGGGAAGAAGGGACGGAAGGGGAGACGGGGCACUGGUGGGGGCGAGGAUGAAGAGGCGAGGAUUUCGAGGUUGGAGGCUGAGAGGGAGAGCGCUAGGUGGGGUUGA
This is a messenger RNA of Drepanopeziza brunnea f. sp. 'multigermtubi' MB_m1, 2955 nucleotides long. RefSeq lists its product as uncharacterized. The record is from RefSeq and is a predicted model, not a curated record. Lineage: Eukaryota; Fungi; Ascomycota; Leotiomycetes; Helotiales; Drepanopezizaceae.